AUGACAUGGUUUACGCCCUACGCCGCUCGUGGCCUUGGCUUGGCCCUGGCCCUGGCCGUUGCUCUGGUUGUCUUCUGGGAACACCUCACCAUUGCUCGGCGAUUUGCCCUAGAGAACCAGAGACUGGGUCACUCGCCCGCCGUCACACAGCCUCACAAGCCCGCUCGUACCGCCCCUGUCUUUGCUUCCCAUGCGCAGGUCGAAGACUCGAGAUUGAGCCGAACAAACGCCGAUGUUGUGGACAACUCUGGUAGCGAGAGAGCUGGUACCGACUCUGGAACUACCUCAUGGCGCCCGCGUUUGGCUGUGCAUUGCUUUGCGUUUGAUCGACCCGAGCACUUUGAGCGACUGUGGUCUUCUUUGCAUAGGGCCCAACCUGCACAGACCCUGGACGUGCAUUUUGUCCUGCACGUGGAUUUCGACCCCCUCAAUAGCACUGAAUGGCUGCAGACGGUCGCGACUGCCCAUGCCCUGUCGGGCACCAGGACCAAGCACGGGCCCGUAGCCACCAUCUUUGCGACCGGCAGUCAUGGCCUCCGCGCCACCAUGCUCGAGGCCUGGACCCCCAUGGAUGGUGAAUUUGCCAUGUUCCUUGAAGAUGACAUUGAGGUCUCAGAGCUGAUCUUCACUUUUGCUGAACGGUUUAUCGCGACGUAUGGUCUGGCCUCCAACCCAGACCCCAGCGUGAUGGGCUACAAGCUUUAUAACCAAAAGUGGGAUGAGGUCAAUCAACGCUAUGAGCGCCCAAUCCUGAACAACUUUGCCCCCUUCAAGAUUCAGGAGCCCUGUAGCUGGGGUACAGUCUUUGCACCUGGUCCUUAUCGCCAGUACCUCAAGUGGUACCUGCACAAUCAAAACAAGGAUCCGUACGUGCCCAACGCUUGGAGCAACACUUGGGAUGCUCAACGCAGCGCCAAAAAAUUCCUCCAGCGCUACAUGUGGGAGGAAAGUCUUGUGCUCAUUGCCAUCAAUCUCCCCGAGCACCUGUCGCUCACCACGCCCCGCAUCGAUGCGGCGGGCACGAACAUUAAAGUACAAUGGUUGGGCUACCUGCGCGAACGCCUUGAGGUGCCCCUUAUCACGGCUCGAGACCUCAAGCGCCUCAAGGCGCGCCAUUUUGAUCCCUUUGCUCUGCCUCCAGCCAACAAGCUCCUCAUCCUCAAUCUCACGCACGACCAAGUCCCCGAGCUUUCUCAACCCAAGCCAGCCAUGCUUCGUAUCCUGGACGGGGAUCAGCUGCCACCUCGUGAGGUCUUGGACCCCAUCCACUACCGUGGUGCUCGGUUUCGCAUCUUGGACCGUGCGCUGACCAAGGUGCGAGCCAUGCUCAUAAACCCCAGGCUCCCACAGCCCACGCACCAGAGCCUAUCUCCGGCCGAAGGCGCUGCGCUGCAAAUCAUUCUCUCCGCCCCCGUUGAAAAGGAUGGAGGGGGUCUGGGCCAAGACUAUGUGCGCCGCAUCACGGAUCGUGGAAUCCUCUUCACGCUGGCCAAGAUGUUCAUGCCUUCUGCGCAGCGUUUAGCUUUUGUCCUGGAUACCCAGUACGGGCUAACGAACCGUCUUCGAGCGUAUGGCUCGGCCAAAGCCAUUGCCGAUGGCUCGGGGCGCUUCCUCGUGGUACUGUGGGAGCUGGAUGCACACUGCCAAGCGCCCAUGAAUGACUUGUUUGAACAACCCGUGGGCAUACACGUGCUGGUGAAUGGCGAGCCGCUCCGUGAGCUCUUGCGCAAGACGCAUCUGAGCGGCCAUUUCCAACAGUUUGAUUUGAUGGAUCCUGCGCAAAAAACGCGCAACGUCGAUGGGCGGAUUACGAGCCACAUAUAUGUGCGAAGCGCUUUUCAGAUCAACUCCAAAAUGGGGUACGGCAUUGCCAACGUGCUGGCCAUGCGUGAGCUUAUUCAACAGCCAGCCCCGCCCGUGCAGCGUGUGUUGGAUACUUACUAUGCGACGCUACCCAAGACGCCCUCGGGGGCAGCCGGGCCGGCCGCGCAACGUCGCAUGGUAGGGGCCCACAUCCGAAUGGUACACUCUGUGGCCCGCGACACGCCUGGCCUUUCGGGCGGGGAGGCCUUGCGAAUGGAACUGGCCACAGCUUUUCGCGUGUCGUGUCACUAUCGUUACUUUCGCGAAAUGAUGCAGACAUUCCCACAAUCCACGACUUUUUUCAUCAGUGCAGACUCGCCUGCUGCCUACCGUGCUUUCAAGGAGGACAAGGAGUUUGCUUCCCGCGUCUUUUACAGUGAUUCAAAUGAGUGCACAGAGCGGACGGCUCGCUGCAUGCAGUUUGCCGCUGCCGAUUUGAUCUUGCUCACGCAGACUUCAAAGCUCUUGACGAGCAAAUGGUCUGCGUUUUCAGAGACGGCAGGCCGCAUUAGUGGCGUGCCCACCAUCAACGCUUGCGAUGAGCCGGAGGGCGGUUGGAAGCUCAACCUGCCCUCUGAGCUUUCAAAACAAAUCAUCGAUUACCUGCAAUCCCACAACUUUCGCAACGUGAGCCGGGUCCAGGCCGCCCUGGCCCAAUUUCUACACCAACCAGCUUCCAAACCUUGA
Messenger RNA from Monosiga brevicollis MX1, 2550 nucleotides. RefSeq lists its product as uncharacterized. NCBI's taxonomy places the organism in Eukaryota, Choanoflagellata, Craspedida, Salpingoecidae. The record is from RefSeq and is a predicted model, not a curated record. The transcript is spliced from 3 exons. Bases 1 to 2550 code for a protein of 849 amino acids.